AUGGGUGAAGUUUUAGAAAAUAUAAAUCCAAAGUUGUAUGACAAAUUAGGUGACCGUUUGAUUACAACUGAUGAUUAUAAUGAGGAUAUUGUCGAUGAGUUUGAUUCUCGAGAAGUUUUUGAUUUAAUCAGAAAUAUUAAUGAUCCAGAACAUCCUUUGACAUUAGAAGAACUUCAUGUCGUUGAGCAAAAUCUUAUUGAAGUUGACAAUAAAAAAAAUAUUGUAAAAGUAAAUUUCACUCCGACAAUCCCACAUUGCAGCAUGGCAACAAUAAUUGGGUUAUCAAUACGCGUCCAAUUAUUGCGAGCCUUGCCAUCAAGAUUCAAAGUAAACGUAGAAGUGUCUCCAGGAACACACAACGCUGAAGCGGCGGUUAAUAAACAAUUGGCCGAUAAGGAACGAGUAGCUGCAGCUUUAGAAAAUUCCCAUUUAAUUAGAGUUAUUAACCAGUGCAUAUACUCUGAAAAAUAAUUUUUAAAUUUUAUUAUUGUUCUGAAUAAAAUAUCUUAA
Cotesia congregata is the source of this 510-nucleotide messenger RNA. The record is from the annotation of a GenBank genome assembly. Lineage: Eukaryota; Metazoa; Arthropoda; Insecta; Hymenoptera; Braconidae.